This is a messenger RNA of Chrysochloris asiatica (Cape golden mole), 1473 nucleotides long. It is a transcript of the gene PLD3, whose product is annotated as phospholipase D family, member 3. The record is from RefSeq and is a predicted model, not a curated record. Lineage: Eukaryota; Metazoa; Chordata; Mammalia; Afrosoricida; Chrysochloridae. The coding region runs from base 1 to 1473 and encodes 490 amino acids. Gene Ontology annotation, molecular function: catalytic activity. The transcript has 11 exons.
AUGAAACCUAAGCUCAUGUACCAGGAGCUGAAGGUGCCCGCUGAGGAACCUGCUACCGAGCUGCCGGUGAAUGAGAUAGAGGCAUGGAAAGCUGCCGAGAAGAAAGCCCGCUGGGUCCUGCUGGUCCUCAUCCUGGCUGUGGUGGGCUUCGGUGCCUUGAUGACUCAGCUGUUUCUAUGGGAAUACGGAGACUUGCACCUCUUCGGGCCCAACCAGCGCCCAGCUCCCUGCUAUGACCCCUGCCAAGCAGUGCUGGUGGAGAGCAUUCCCGAGGGUCUGGACUUCCCCAAUGCCUCCAUGAGCAACCCCUCCACCAGCCAGGCUUGGCUGGGCCUGCUCGCCAGUGCCCACAGCAGCCUGGACAUCGCCUCCUUCUACUGGACCCUCACCAACAAUGACACUCACACCCAGGAGCCCUCUGCCCAGCAGGGCGAGGAGGUCUUACGGCAGCUGCAGACCUUGGCACCCCGAGGUGUGAAGGUCCGUGUCACCGUGAGCAAGCCCAAUGGGCCCCAGCUACAGGCUGACCUACAGGCUCUGCUCCAGAGUGGUGCCCAGGUCCGCAUGGUGGACAUGCAGAAGCUGACCCAUGGUGUCCUGCAUACCAAGUUCUGGGUGGUGGACCAGACCCACUUCUACCUUGGCAGUGCCAACAUGGACUGGCGCUCCCUGACCCAGGUCAAGGAGCUGGGAGUGGUCAUGUACAACUGCAGCUGCCUGGCUCGAGACCUGACCAAGAUCUUCGAGGCUUACUGGUUCCUGGGCCAGGCAGGCAGCUCCAUCCCAUCCCCCUGGCCCCGAUCCUACGACACACGCUACAAUCAAGAGACGCCAAUGGAGAUCUGCCUCAACGGAACUCCCGCCCUGGCCUACUUGGCAAGUGCACCCCCACCGCUGUGUCCGAGUGGUCGCACCCCAGACCUGAAGGCUCUGCUCAAUGUGGUGGAUAGCGCCCGGAGUUUCAUCUACAUUGCUGUCAUGAACUACCUACCCACCAUGGAGUUCUCCCACCCGCGCAGGUUCUGGCCCGCUAUUGAUGACGGACUGAGGCGGGCUGCCUACGAGCGGGGCGUCAAGGUGCGCCUGCUGGUCAGCUGCUGGGGCCACUCGGAGCCCUCCAUGCGGGCCUUCCUGCUCUCCCUGGCUGCCCUGCGUGACAAUCACACCCACUCUGACAUCCAGGUGAAACUCUUUGUGGUCCCCGCGGACGAGGCCCAGGCCCGGAUCCCGUACGCUCGUGUCAACCACAACAAGUACAUGGUGACUGAACGUGGCACCUACAUCGGAACCUCCAACUGGUCUGGCAGCUACUUCACGGAGACAGCGGGCACCUCACUUCUGGUGACCCAGAAUGGGCACGGGGGCCUGCAGAGCCAGCUGGAGGCCGUGUUUGUGCGAGACUGGAACUCUCCUUACAGCCAUGAACUUGAUACUGCAGCCGACAGUGUGGGCAAUGCCUGCCGCCUGCUCUGA